AUGGAUAUUAGUUCGGAAGAGUUUCAAGAUGUUUUAGCUAAUACUAAUGGUGUGAUCAAUGUUAAAACACCUAAUAAGUCUGAAUAUGUCAUUAAAACUUGUGAUGUAACGCCUAUGUCGGAUUAUACAUCCAUGUCGACUCCGGAAAGGAAUAAGGAAUUGGAUAAAUAUGGGUUGAAGCCCUUUAAAAGAAAAAGAGCUAUAAAAAUUCUCACGCACCUCUACAAUCAAAUGCAUCCUACAGUACAACAACUAGUCGACGAAGACCAGCCAUCUUGUAAAAAACCAAGACUGACAUUAACACAAGAUUCUUCGCCAAAAGAACUUGCUAAAUCACCUUCAAAAUCAACCCAAAUUCGACCUAAAUCGUCCCCGUUGAAGAUCCAAAAUGGUUUAGCACACUCUUCACAUACAAAUAGUAGUGAGUUAGAAAGAAAUAGAUGUAUAUCUCCUACUUCUAACGACCAGAAAAGUUCAGAAGUGUGUGCUUAUGAAGUCAGUAGUGAACUUGCGAUAGUGAAGGCUACUGACUGCAGUCCAGAUGACUGGGUGUUUCAGAAAAGGGAGAAGGCUAAGGUACAUUCCUGCCGGGUACCGUUACAUAUAGCGUUCCACAACUAUGUACUAAGUCGUCGUUCUCUAAGAGAGGCCAUACUCAGGUAUGAGCCAGUGAACAUCGACGUCAUACACAGGGAUUUGGUCGGGUACGGACAUCGGUAUGAUCCUAAGGAGCUGCUGAAAUUCCUUGACAAGAGGUGCAUUACAGUUAAAACAACGGAUAACAAUGCUCGAAAUAAUAGAAGGUGUCCAUGGGCGACGCCGAUUGCUUACCAUCAGGUGAUCCGUAAGCUCGUUUAG
Spodoptera littoralis (African cotton leafworm) is the source of this 858-nucleotide messenger RNA. NCBI's taxonomy places the organism in Eukaryota, Metazoa, Arthropoda, Insecta, Lepidoptera, Noctuidae. The record is from the annotation of a GenBank genome assembly.